Molecule: messenger RNA, 2454 nt
Organism: Pogonomyrmex barbatus (red harvester ant)
Lineage: Eukaryota; Metazoa; Arthropoda; Insecta; Hymenoptera; Formicidae
Cellular component (GO): plasma membrane
Molecular function (GO): protein binding
Source: RefSeq, a predicted model, not a curated record
GUUCCAGUCCAGAAGGAGUUCAUAUGGAAUGGCAUCACGUGGACCGUCGUUGCCGUCGACGCUGCCGAUCGCGAUAGCGAUGGCCGCCGUGAUGACAGUCGUGGCUAGUGGCCUCUGCCCGGCGCGAUGUCGAUGCGAUGAUGAGAGCUUACGGGUCUCGUGUGCCUAUGCCGGCCUCGAGGUCGUGCCGAUCCAGCUGAACCCGGAGAUCCGCCACUUGGACUUGUCGAACAAUCGCGUGACCAACGUGCACCUAACCUUCGGCUUCUACGGGAAUCUGGAGAGCCUCGACCUGAGCGCCAAUCUCCUUCACACGUUGGGCCUGGCGAAUUUUGGCAUGCAACAGAAUUUGGUCGCGCUCAACGUCAGCAAUAACAUGAUCCACACGUUGGCGAGGAACGCCCUGGACGGGCUGACGUCUUUGAAGGAAUUGAAUCUGGCUAGUAACAACAUCUCGGAGAUAUCCGAGCAGGCGUUCAAGUCCACCAGCGAGCUGGAGGUGUUGGACCUGAGCGACAAUUCGAUCACGAGCCUGUGCAACGAAUUGUUGAAGAAUCUGCAUAAAAUACGGACUUUGAUUUUGAAGAAGAACUCGCUGUUAGAAGUGCCGACGAGCAAUCUCGCUCUGGCGCCGAGCCUCGAGCGCGUAGAUUUAUCGGAUAACCUGAUACUGGAGCUCGACCGUGACUCCUUGCCGUUAUUACCGUCGCUAAUCUCCCUAAAUCUGUCGAACAACGUCAUCAGGUAUAUCGCCGACGUCGCCUUCGACCGUCUGCCGGAUCUCCUGUAUCUGGAUUUAUCCGGGAACAAUCUGACUUCCGUGCCUACGGCCGCCCUGGCCAGAUUGAACGUUCUGACGGGCCUCGUUUUAAGCACGAAUCCCCUCGGAUCCCUGAAGGCCGUGGCCUUCCGCAAUCUGUUUGAGCUGAGGAUCUUGGAGCUGAACGAUUGCACGAUCGGCAGCGUGAACGCGCGGGCGUUCGCCGACAACGUGAACCUCGAGCGCAUCUCGAUGGACGGUAAUCGGGAAUUGAGGGAGCUGCCGGCGCGAGUUCUCUACGGAGCUCGAUACCUCAAGUGGGUCUCGCUACGUCGAUGCAGCCUGGAGACCCUGCAGCCGACGCAGUUCCCCGUUGACGGGUUAUCGCAUCUGCGGGUGGGCGGCAAUCCUCUGGUGUGCAACUGCUCGGUACACUGGCUGUGGAACGUGAUCCGCGCGGAGGAGCGACGGAACGAGACGCGACUCGAGCUGGACACCCACGACAUCGUCUGCAACGACGAGGAGUUCGCCGGCAGGGCGCUGAUCGCGCUGUCCGAGGGUUCUCUGCGUUGCCGCCUGAGUCCCCUGUAUCUAUCGCUGUCCGCCGCCGGUUGCUUCCUGGCGGCCGUCGCCGUGCUCACCCUGAUCGCGCGGCUGACCCGCGCGAAGAGGAAGAGACGGUCGCUGGCGUACGCGGCGCCGAGUCGUCCCGAGUUCCUGGUCUACGUCGGCAGGAGCGACAACGGGCUGGACAAGAGCGCCGAGUCGUACAGCCGCCGGCUGCUGGCCAGGAACAACGAGGACAUCUCGUACGACACGCCGCGCGGCAAGGUGCCGGCGUCGACGACGACGAUGACGACGGCGGAUUACAGCCCGCAAUCGCGGGAGACGAACAUCUACGAGACGCCGCGGUACGCACGGCCGGGACGUCGCGACACCGUCGAGCCUACGUCGCAGAGCAAGCAACUUCCGCUGGAGGAAGGCGUGUACGCGGUCGCGGAUGUGACCGACCUGCGGGACGAGCCGCCGGAAGUGCUGUCGCUUUAUCGGGCGCGCAGUCCUCUCGCCGCCAGGUCGAAUGCUCUGCGGCGGUUGGACUACGGUUACGAUUACGAGUACGAUUACGAUUACGAGCCGACGGCGCCGCCGUCGCCGCCGCCGCCGCCGCCGUCGCCGCCGCCGCCUCCGCUAUCUGAGAAACCGCACGUCGUCUUGUGUGAGGGGACCCCGGGCGGUCGAAGAUCGUAACGCGUAAACCGGAGGGUCCAGUUGCGGCGGUAAUCAGCGAAUCGGGGGCUAGUCUAGUCGUUAGACGGAACCGGAUACGCCGUCGACUCCGUCGUAUCGCGGGCCUUUAACUACUCGAAACUGUCUCGGGAUUAUUGCUCGGAUCCUCAGAAUCUUGAUGAACCCGAUACAUUGCGUAGACCAGAGAGGAUCAGAGAGGGUAGCCGCUGGAAUCCGAGAUAGCCGCGAGAAUGCCGCAAAAGGUAUAAGAGGUAUACUCCACUCAGCGAGAGUCCCGGAUCCGUCAUUUGACCGCGAAGCUUACGCGACGUACGAUAUCAUUUCGGAAACGAUUGCGUUGGCUCUGCCUGUCUCGUAUUGAUCACGUCUUAUUGCGUACGAAGACCAACAAAGGUGCAUUCAACACGGCUAAACGGUAACGUUAGAGUUCACGAUGGGUAUAAAAA